Micropterus dolomieu (smallmouth bass) is the source of this 3597-nucleotide messenger RNA. RefSeq names its product C-Jun-amino-terminal kinase-interacting protein 4. The transcript has 28 exons. Bases 451 to 3444 code for a protein of 997 amino acids. Gene Ontology annotation, cellular component: cytoplasm. The record is from RefSeq and is a predicted model, not a curated record. Lineage: Eukaryota; Metazoa; Chordata; Actinopteri; Centrarchiformes; Centrarchidae. Gene Ontology annotation, molecular function: kinesin binding; MAP kinase scaffold activity; signaling receptor complex adaptor activity. Gene Ontology annotation, biological process: vesicle-mediated transport.
ACUGAAGACAUGUCUGCGCACAUCAGCGUCAAACAACACCCCUUCUUUAAACUCGUUUAUAUGUAAUUGAUAUCGUCUUCGAAGAAAAACGGCUAGAAUUUCAGUGUUUUUGGGGUAGUGAAAUGAAAGUUACGAAGGAGUCCGCCGUUAAGGAUGGACUCUAAAAAUGCCCCCUGACAUCAGAUAAAUCUCACAGCACAGAAACAGCUAGUCUAAGAGGAUGCUGCCCUUUUCAGGAAGAAAUGGAACAUAAAGUUGUGGAGGAUGGGUGGUGCUGGUGUUCACAGAAACGUUAGAAAGCUCGAUAAACUAGUUGGUGAGGAAGGGUAGUCAGAAGAGGAACUUUUUGCUACAGAAUUGGCUUAUAGAGUUGUAAAAACAUUUGCCUUUGGAGUUGAGUUGGGGGAAAUCCUUUUCUAAGUUAAUACAGCAGAGAAAAAUAAUUGGCUAAUGGAGUGCAGUGAGAGAGUGCUGUGUGGGACAGGGGAGGUGGAGCUGGACCCCAACAUUGUGAGUGAAGAGGCAGGAAAACUGUAUUCAGAAUUACAGACAAUUAUUGAGACCCAUGGUGAAGGUGUGGUGGAGUCACUGGUGCCUAUAUUUGUGUGGGUCCUGGAGGGGCUGGCCAGCUGCAAAGCCCAGCUGAGAGACAGGGAGGAGGAGGCAGAGAGGGAGAAAGCUGAGCGAGAAGAGCUGCUGGAGAGAUACCAAGCAGAGAGAGCACUCAGGAAAGAAAGUCAAGAGAGGUAUCUGGAGCUUGAUGACCAAAUUGAACAAGAGAGGAGAGCCAUGAGGGGGAGGGAGAAAGAGAGAGAACAGCGAGAGAGAGAUCUUGAGAACAAGGCAAGAAACCAAGCCGAUCAGUUGGUGUCCUUGGAGGAGCAGAAGGUGAAUCUGGGUAGAGAACUAACCACACUGAGGCAUACUCACAACAAGUUGGCUCUCACAUAUCGGGAACUUCUGGAAAAGAGAAAGGAUUCUGAAAGAAAUUCUCCUCUAAGGAAUCACAUGCGUCCAAUGAACACUGAAUUUCCAUCCAACCAAGUCUUUUCAGAAUCUGGUGUUAGUGAAAAGGUGAUUCAAAGACCACAUUCAAAAUCUGUUCCCCCCCGUUUGGAAGAUCUAGAAGCCAAGGAAGAAAAGGCAAUUGACACUGCAGUAAACCCCACUGCAGAUCAGUUUAUCAAUGACAUCAUAAGCUCUACUCCUGAGCUGAGGCAAUUUCAUGGCUGCGUGGAUGCAAGCACCCCAGUUAGACCUAACAGCAAAAAGCCACCGAAAGAUGAGUCGGAGACCGUCUUGGCGGAGGAGAUGGGGGAGAUGGAGAAGGAGGAAGAGAGGGAGCGCAAAGUAGAAGAGGAGCAGAGGGGAGAGAGCCAGGAAAAAGAUGAGGAGGCGGUGGAGGUGGAGGAAGAUGAUAAUAUGGAGUGGGAGCUGCGUAACACUGACUCUGUGUUCUCUGAACUGUCAGAGCUGAGUCGGGAUUAUGUGGAGAGUGUAGACCGAGGGGCUAGUGUCAGAGGCAGUGCAGACCAGUUUGAGGAGAUUCUUUCUCAGUAUGAGGAACUGAAAGCAACCCAUGAGUUAGUAGAAGCUGCCCGUAAGGCUGUGAUAUCUCGGGUAGUAGAGCUGACAGAUGACCGCUCAGCUCUUAAACUGGAAGUGUCCUCUCUUCAGGAAACAGUCUCACGAUUAGAGGGGCGGAUGAAGGAGAAGGAAGAGGAAAAUAAGAGACUUCGAAAAGAACUGGAAGCAUGCCAAUCUGAAGAUCCUGAUGCCUCUCUACCCUCAUCCGUGCGUCACUUCUCUCGUUCUGAAAUGGCUCGUGUGGUCAUGGAGAAGAACCAAUAUAAACAGCGUCUGUUUGAGCUGCAGGAAGCAGUAAGACGUAGUCAGACACUCAGAGCAACAAAGAGGGAGAGGUUAACAGAGGAGAAGAGGUUAAGUGUUUGGAGAAAGUUCAACCGCUUGUUUGGCCUGUCCAAGGAGCCCUUAAUCCCACCUUCUGCUUCUGCAUUUGCCAUGCCAACUUCUCCAUCGCUCACUCACUCGCCUCUGGGGUCUCCACCACUACCGGCUGUCAGUCAAACUCUCGCUGAAUCCGCUUCUCCUGCUGCUCCGUCCCCUCGUGUCAGGAGGAGAGAACUCUACAGAGACAUUCGCACACACAUUUGGGGAUCACUUGGGAAGCGGCAGAUACACGGGUGGAGCACACCACUGGCGAACACACAGGAAUCCCAUGAAUCUGUGCCAGAGCCUAAGGAUGUUCCUGUUCUAGUGCAGCUCAGACUGUUGGAUCAGAGAGACUCCACAGCAAAGCUGAACUGUGCAGUCGCAGUCACACCUGAGCUUUCAGGAGAGGCCACAUGUUCUGUGUGGGUAGUUUCUGGUCCUGCCUCCUGCAGUGAUAUUACAGUGAUUGAUCCUGCACGGUCCAACACAGUACUGGAUCAAUUCAGCCUCCCACCCACAGCUCCUGCUCUCUGCAUCUGCGCUGUGCCUCCAAUAGGUGACACUGCAGGAACUGUGUGGAUUGGAACUCAGGAAGGAAGUUUACUGGUACACUCAGCCUCUGCUGGUAGGAGGCGCUGUCUGCAGUCUGUGUCCCUCUCAGAGGGUGUUCAUUCGCUCAAGUAUUCCCAGGGUCAAGUCAUAGCUGGUUUAGCUGACGGGACUUUAGCUUUUUUCUCACACAGUUCGGGUGGCUGGAAUCUACAGUCACCUUCUGUGAUGCCUCUCGGAUCAAACCCUUUGCAGCCCAUUCGCUGCUGCCUUGUAAAAGGUAGCCGCUUGUGGGUGGGAUAUUGGAACAGAGUCCAUGUGGUUAACACUGACAGCAAAAAGGUUGAGCAAACAUUCUUGGUGUCUGAACGCAGCGAGCAGCAGGUUCGUUUCCUUUGUGCGGGUGGAAGUGGUGUUUGGACAUCGUGCCGACUUGACCCAAUCCUCAGGCUCUUUGACUGGUCCACUGGACGGCCGCUACAGGAAGUCGAUUUUACUGCUUUGGUCACGAAAACAUUAGGCCAAGCUUUCCUGAUACUCUCACCUCUCCAGAUCUCGUCUCUCGCAGUCAUCUCUGGCCGCCUGUGGGUGGGCACAGGGGGUGGUGCCAUUUUCUCCAUCCCAUUAUCUAUAACAUCAGAGGACGUUUCUAUCCCAUAUUGCUCCAUUGCAUCAGCCCAGCUGUGUUACCAUGGACAUAGACAAGCUGUGCGGUUCAUUGUUGCUGCACCUGGUUGUUUGAUCACCUCUCCUGGCAGCAGCACUGUCACUACCUCUCAGCUUAUUCUCAGUGGAGGAGAGGGCUACAUCAACUUCCGAAUUGGAGAUGACGCCAGUGAUGGAUCAGUUGAAUUGUCCCAAGUUACACCUCAGCGGUCUGAACGCAGUCACAUGAUCAUCUGGCAGAAUCCCACCCCCUCUGUGCCCAGCCCAGCCCUCUGACAUUGCCCACCUCCCUGUCCUGCCCUUUCAGCAUGAGAUACAGAUGGAGCAGACAUAUACUGUAUACCACCUAGACACAACAUUGGUGCUUUCAAGGAACUUAAUGAGUCAACGACUCAAUGUGGAAGCAAUAAAAAUGAUCCUCUAAAAUCA